This is a messenger RNA of Bolinopsis microptera, 2148 nucleotides long. Its product is annotated as vacuolar protein sorting-associated protein 33A-like. The record is from RefSeq and is a predicted model, not a curated record. Gene Ontology annotation, cellular component: lysosome; CORVET complex. Lineage: Eukaryota; Metazoa; Ctenophora; Tentaculata; Lobata; Bolinopsidae. Bases 1 to 1824 code for a protein of 607 amino acids. Gene Ontology annotation, biological process: intracellular protein transport; vesicle-mediated transport. The transcript has 11 exons.
AUGGGUGACUAUCCAACAGAUGGCAUUAAACUCUCCUUUAUAAAGGAUCUGGCAAGAGGUGACCUUCUGGACCAUCUCAAGCUUUGUGAUGGCACCAAAGCAAUAUUCUGGGAUCCAAAAUUAAAGGGACCAUUCAAUUUGAUAAUAGAUUGGGCAGUUCUGAAGCAGCAUGGUGUGAAGAAAAUGUUUGAGCUCCAAGAAUACAUACCAGACGAAGUAAUUGAAAAUAAGUGGCAGAGUGUUAUAAUGUUGAUAAGGCCUAACCUUCCUAUGAUUGAUAUGAUUCACAAAGCUAUUCGUUCUGUGUCAGUUGCACAGAGAGACAAAAUAGAUUUCCAUAUCAUUUUCGUGUCAAGAAAAUCAACAAUGUGUACUCAGCGACUGGAAAAAUACAAUAUUAUUGGCGAAUUUAAGAACAUUCUGGAACUAGAACUGGAUUUGAUUCCGUUUGAUCAUGAUCUGUUGACUCUGGAGCAUCCCCUUGGAUUCAAAGAAAUGUGUACUGAGCUGGAUGACAGUUGUCUGUACCAAGUUUCAAGAUCACUCAUGUCAUUGCAGUCAUACUUUGGAUUUUUUCCAAACAUCAUUGGAAUUGGACCGAGUGCUGCUAAAGUUAAUAAAAUGAUCCAGAGGAUGCGUAAGGAAGGAUCAGCGCACGAGAAGCCACUGACUCCCCGAAUAGAGAAUUUAGUACUAAUAGAUAGAAGAGUUGAUCUGAUUACACCUCUCUCCACCCAACUCACAUAUGAAGGACUUAUUGAUGAGCUGUUUGGUAUCAAAAACAAUGCAGCCACAUUUCCGGGUAAAUCAUUCCUGUCUGAAGAGGAACAAGCUCAACAGGAGUCCGAGAUAAAGCCAAAACAGAUUCUCCUCAAUUCCAAUGAUACCAUCUACAAUGUUGCAAGAGAUGUGAACUUUAAUGCUUUAGGUCCUUUCUUGGGUAAAAAGGCAAAGCAAAUCAGUGCUGCCUAUAACGAAAAGAACGAUGCGAAGUCUCUACAACAGCUAAAGCAGUUUGUCAGUAAGUUACCUCACAUGCAGGCGGAACGAAAAUCUCUAGAAAUACAGACUGCUAUCGCUGGAUUGGUAAAAAACAAGAUAGAUAACAGAGAUUUCCGCCACACUCUGGGAAUAGAACAAGUUCUCAGAGAAGGAAUCGAAGUUGAUAGGGUGAACGAGGACAUAGAGGAGAUGAUAUACAAGCAGGAGCCUCUGAAGAAAGUGCUCAGGUUACUCUGUAUUCAGUGUAUCGCUGCGGAUGGUCUAAAACCUAAAGUUUUAGAAUUUUACAAACGUGAGAUAAUACAGUCCUACGGGUACCAUCAUCUGAUAACUUUUGACAGGCUGGAGAAGUGUGGACUGAUGUAUAUGCAAGAAAAAACGCCCAAAAAGUCAUACCCGAUACUGAGAUCAACACUAAACCUUACUGUCAGUAACGUUAACGAGCGAGAACCCAGUGAUAUAGCGUACGUGCACAGCGGGUACGCUCCCCUGACAGUACGCCUCGUUAACUGGAUGACACAGCGCUCUGGUUUGAAGUAUCUGGCUGACAUGGUUAAACACCUCCCUGGACCCGCUUUUAAUGACCAUCAGAAGCUCAGUACCACUCAGGACCGACUGGAACACUCUGAUAACCACACCCUAGUCUACUUUCUGGGGGGCUGCACGUACGCAGAGGUCAGCGCGCUGCGCUUCCUGGCGCAACAUCACCCCAACAACGCUACCUUUACCAUAGCAACCACCAAACUUAUCAACGGCAACUCUUUGCUAGAUACUCUGAUAGAACCCUGUGGUAAAGAAAACAUUCCUGACUUUCUCACGUGACACAUAUAUAAUGCAGAUAUUAUAAUUGUUAACCGUUUUCUUACAUUCUUGAUAGCUUGAUAAAUUAUUGUUUGGUUGCGUCAGAGAACGAUUGAAUUGAAAUGUUAAGGUCUCACGCGACCUUUUUUAGGCUGGUUUUCCUAAUUUAAUUUUCCUAUUUUUUCAAGGAAAGCAGGUUAAAUAACCGUUCUUGAUAAAUCUUGCUCUUCUAAAGAUAAUUCUGAAUUUAUUGUUUUAUAUUCAAUUUGAUUGAAAGAUUUUGACAUAUUAUGUGGAUAUGAUUUCUGUUUGUAUGUACAAAUUCCCAUUGAUUUAAUAUCCAAA